Molecule: messenger RNA, 2031 nt
Organism: Myzus persicae (green peach aphid)
Lineage: Eukaryota; Metazoa; Arthropoda; Insecta; Hemiptera; Aphididae
Exons: 4
Coding region: 397-1260 (287 amino acids)
Source: RefSeq, a predicted model, not a curated record
AUAUGGGCGCCUGCAUUUCGGGGCACCUCACUUAUCCGGCCGACGACCACCGUACGAUUGUGUCCAACUUCUGUCUUCACACAUAGUCACACAGCGAGUGACGUGCACCAUCGUCGUUUGAUAUCGCCCACACACACCAACCGUACAUAUACUGUUAUUAUAUAGGCGGCACUCGACCGCGGUUCGAAUUCACACGUACACGCGCCGUGUACCCACCACUGCACUAUCGUCGCCAUCACGACAAUAUACUAUUAUAUUCGACCGUUCAAAUCAUCUGUUGAUUGUCCCAUCUGUCGUGUGCCCGCCAACACUACUGCACUUUUCCGAUACAAUAUUUUAAUAUUUGCGUUUAUUUCGCUUUUCGCCCGAAGUCUCCGAACAGUCCUCGUCGACGAGAUGGCCCGCUCCAGCACUCUGAUCGUCGCCGUCGCCUCAGCGCUCUGCGUACACACCAUACUGGCCUACCCGACUUCGGUCGAACGCGUUUCCGGAGACAACAAUUACCUGCCUCUUCGAAACUCUCCAUCCAGGGAUUUGGAUCGCUUCAUCGACACGUUUUGCGACGACGGCAACCAAUGCAAUCUACCAAGUGGUAUGAUGGCCGCCGUGGUGCGGCGUAGCCUGGACCGGUUGAACGGUGGCCACACUAUGGUGGCCAAACGGAGUAGUCUGGACCGGUUGAAUGGAGGCCACGUAAUGGUUGCCAGACGUAGCAGCCUUGACCGGUUGGUCGGCGGCCAACUGACGGUGGCCAAACGUAGCAGCCUAGACCGGUUGAACGGCGGCCACGUUAUGGUGGCCAAACGUAGCCUGGACAGGUUGAACGGCGGCCACGUCAUGGAGGCCAAACGUAGCCUGGACAGGUUGAACGGCGGCCACGUCAUGGUGGCCAAACGUAGUCUGGACCGGUUGAACGGCGGUCACGUCAUGGUGGCAAAAAGUAGCAGCCUGGACCGGUUGAACGGCGGACACGUCAUGGUGGCCAAGCGCAGCCAACCGGACCGGUUCAACGAUGGCCUCACCAUGGGCACAGGAGGUCCGUCAUCUUCCCUUGGACAGUUGCAGUCGGUUGAUCAACAACUGCAACAGCAGCCCAACAAGUAUCCUCAAACACUAACCUGGUGGCCCGAAACCGAAGGACAAUCAUUUAACAACGACAACGACUACUACUCGAAAGACGGCGACGACUACUACAUGAGAGAUUACGAUGGUGAUGUUUGUCUGGGCUGUGGUUCGUCGGCCAAGGCCUCGUCCUUUUAAUUGCUGUUAUCCUCUAUCGUCUUCGCCGUCCUCGCAUACACAAGAUUAAAUAAUAUUUUUUACAGGGUAUUGCACCCGAAUUAACCCAAUCUUUUAUACACGGAAAAACCGUUAAAAAAUAAAAACCAUCACUCUGAUGGCUAGAUCACCUAGUUAACUUAAUAAUUUUUUUUUCCAAAAUUCCAAAAAUUAACCCGAAUAAGAAAUCUGGAAUGUUAUUAGAUCUGCAAUUGGUUUAUUUCACAAAUUUGAUUAAGUAAUACAUUUAAAAAUAAAUAGUAAUUAAAUAGUAAGUUGUAUUCUAGAUGUAUUCAUCCAGCACCCGAAAACAGAAUAAUUGAUUCGGGUGCAACACCCUAAUAUAUAAUAUCAUAUAAGAGAUAUACUGUAUACACUGUAUAGGUAUACCAAAAUAAACUAACCUACAUUGUUAUGGGCACGACGCGCGACGAUGGCAAAAAUAUAAUAUUAUUAUGUGAUAGAAAUUGAGGUAUUAAAAUAUAUUAUACUAUUACAGUGAUUGAAUACUGCAAAAAAUAAUUGAAAAAUCCACGUGUUUAUUUAUUUCUAUAACCAUAAAUAUAAUUUUUUUUUAAGAGGCCACCGGAAAAAUCAUUCAUAUCUGUUCGUCUUUUCGAGUAUUAAUAUAGAUUAUUAUAUUUUUAUUUAUUUUUGAGAGUUUUUGUGUACACUAUUUGCGUGGUUCUCCGCCACGACGUUUUAACAGUGAUAGCACGUAAUAUCUCCUUUAUAUCGAGGACUAUUCAAAAA